CGAUAUUUUUGUUGUGCGAAAUUCGUGUGUGCUUAGAUGGACCUGUAAUUGGUCUAUAUGUAUUAUUAUUUAUUUCCGUUUGAAAGUUGAAGUUUUGUGAGUAGAAUGUCAUCUUCAAGGUAUGAUGAUCGUCGAUAUUUCUCUGGUAGCAGAGACAGAUCAUACAGUAGUCGAAGGGAUCGGGAUUCAAGACGGCGAUCUCCUAGUCCUGGUCCCAGCAGAGGCCGCAGUCCUUCGCCAUCUGACAAACCUCGAGAUGAGAAUGAAUUACCUACUGCAUUUGGGCGUCCCGUACCAUCAGUAUUCGAGAAGGAUAAUGAGAAUGUUUUAAAGCGGAUGCAUACUGCCUUUGCCAAAACUCCUCUUUCAGUAUUAACUAGAUGUGUUGAAACUAAUAUGAAAAUAAAGGUUUGGGUCCGAAAUGCUAAUGAAAUUCGUGGGUUAUGCAGUGGUUAUUUACUCGCUUUCGAUAAACACUGGAAUUUGUGUUUGUGUGACGUACUAGAAUACUACGUGCAGUCAAAAUAUCUAAAAGAACCAUUUCUAUGUGAGUUUACAGAUGAUGAUAUCCGAGAAUUGGAAAGACCAAUUUUAGGAGAAAGAGAGGGAAGGACUGCCGAAGAAGUGCCAUCAAAGGAAGCUGUGACGUCUAAAAGAGCAUUGAAAAGGGCUGCUUUAAAAGAGAAAAUGAAGAGAAGGCGAGUUCAUAAAGCACAUAUGAAAUAUUUAUUUAUUCGUGGUGAUAGUGUUGUAACAUUUGGUCUUUGUGAUCCUCUGAAGGAGCCAGUUUUUUUCUCUCCAACUGAGUUGUAAUUUUUUAAAUGUAUUUUUAUGAUGUUUUUUGUCAUCAAAUCAUGAUUAUGCAGAGUCAUUUUCUCAAGUUUCAGUCAUCGGUCCUUGUGAAAGUGCAAUUGCUGACUUGUAUCUUAAGCAUAUGUAAUAUUUUUUAAAAUAUAUAUUUAUGUUUUGUCUUUCAUUACGUGUAAACUUAUUGUAAGGAUUUUCUGAAUUCUCUUUUGUGCAUUCAUCUUUGUAUUAUUUGAAAAAAUUAGUUUCUGUCCCUUAAUUUUUAUGAUUUGUAUUUCAUCAAACUAUAUUCAUUUCAUUGAAAGAAUUAUAAUGAAUAUCUUAUUUUAAAGGAUUGACCUUGCAUUUCAAAUAUGUAUUCCAUACAAAAGCCACUAAAUAAAGAAUUUACUAAUUUAUGGAAGGUAAACUAUAGUUUGAAAUUAAUUUAGAUAGUCGACUGGUUUUUCAUUACUUUAAAAGGUUUUUAAAUCUUUGUAUUGGUAUAUUUCAGUUGCUUGGAAAAAUGUCUUAGAAUUCAGUUGUGAGAAGUUUCAUGGAUAAGAUUGCUCUUUAAAAAUAUCAUGUACUUUUUUUUGUAUAGUUUAUGUUGUGCUCAAUUAGAAUGCCCAGGCAGUUAAAAAAACAAUAACACAUUUUAAUACCUUGCUUCUAUUUAGAUUUGCCAAUUGAAUUUAUUUUUCAAUUUAUAUGUGUAUGUAGUAAAUAAUGAAGAGGAUUUGUAGGUGAUUUUAGAAAUUUUGUGAAAGAAUAUUAAACUUGUGAAUACAUUUUUCAAAAAAUGACUCCUUUUAUGCUCUCCUUAAUAAUUUUUGUUUCAAUGAUAUUUAAAUUUAAACUUAGCAGAAACAUGAGCAUUCUACUUUUUUCUGGGGAGCAAGGAAAGGUGGAGAGAUGCUGGCUUAAACAAAUCUUUUCAGUCUCUUGUUUACAUUCAUGCUAAAAGCAUUGUUGUAUGCAAUUAAUUUUAUUUUUAGUUGAAAAUUGGAAGAAUUUUUUACAUAUAAUUUAUUGUUGUUUCAUAUAUGAUCAAAGAGCUCAUGAAUAGGAGUGCAAAAACUUGGAAACUAAUAAUAUAUAUAUAAACAUGAAUGAUAAAAUGAUUUUUUUCUUUUUACAAUAAAUUUUUUUCUCAAGAUGCAACUUAUUUUUAUGAAUAAUAUUAGAUUUUCUUCUUUAAAAUUAUUAUUCAUUUACAGUUUUAUUUUAUUGUACUUUAAUUAAGACGAU
Argiope bruennichi is the source of this 2037-nucleotide messenger RNA. RefSeq names its product U7 snRNA-associated Sm-like protein LSm11 (gene Lsm11). Gene Ontology annotation, molecular function: U7 snRNA binding. Gene Ontology annotation, biological process: mRNA 3'-end processing by stem-loop binding and cleavage. Bases 106 to 813 code for a protein of 235 amino acids. NCBI's taxonomy places the organism in Eukaryota, Metazoa, Arthropoda, Arachnida, Araneae, Araneidae. The record is from RefSeq and is a predicted model, not a curated record. Gene Ontology annotation, cellular component: U7 snRNP. The transcript has 3 exons.